AUGAUUUUGUCAAAUAUAAUACCUGGUAACAGGUAAAACCUUCUACUUCUAAAUUAAGCUUUUUCUUUUCUCUUGAUACGUUUCAAGCACGAUAUGGAUUGGAGAAUUAUUACUAUUGACUCAAUUUCGAUCUCAUGUCGUGGUGAUGAUCAAGUUAUUUAAAACGUACAUCAAUCAAAUCCCAUGAAUUGAUAAACAGAAACAAGUUCGAAACUGAACACUCCGACGUAUAAUAAUUUUGUUAUUCGUGAUGUUCCUUUUAUUUUAAGUUGCUGAAUGUAAUUGACAUCACGAAUAUACUAAAUGUAUACAUACUGAAUAUCAUAGAAUCUCUGUAUAUAUUCUCAAAUUUGUUGCACAAGGUUCAAACCUCGGAAGAAUUUAAUAGAAUCCAGUGGCAAACCCGGUUUUCUUAAACGAGCUUAUAUCGUGUUUUCCACGCAUUUACGCGUGUUUAUUAGCGUGACCGAGAGCGACAAUCUCUGGUGGGACGCGUUCGCGACCGAAUUCUUCGAGGACGACGCAACCUUAACCCUCACGUUCUGCUUGGAGGAUGGUCCCAAGAGAUAUACGAUAGGCAGGACGUUAAUACCUAGGUACUUCCGUUCGAUAUUCGAGGGCGGAGUGACGGAACUUUACUACAAUUUGAAACACCCGAAGGAAUCAUUUCACAAUACCAGCAUAACCCUCGACUGUGAUAACUGUGUUAUGGUCACGCAUCACGGAAAACCGAUGUUCACGAAGGUAUGUACGGAGGGUAGAUUAAUAUUGGAAUUCACGUUUGACGACCUCAUGAGGAUAAAGUCGUGGCACAUGUCGGUGAGGACGCACAAGGAGCUGGUGCCGAGGACCGUGGUCGGCAUGCAACAGGACCCAACGAUGCUCGAGCAGCUUAGCAAGAACAUCACAAGGCAGGGCAUCACCAAUUCCACCCUGAAUUACCUUAGGUUAUGCGUGAUCUUGGAGCCGAUGCAAGAACUGAUGUCGAGGCACAAGGCGUACGCGUUGUCACCGCGAGACUGCUUGAAGACGACCUUGUUCCAGAAAUGGCAGAGGACGUUUGCCCCGCCGGCUUAUCGCCGGUUUUUAUCAUGCGUACGCGUUGCACCGCGUUUCCUGUUACGCCGGCGUAACCAGCGUCGUUCUCUCUCGCAAUUAUCCGGCGCCCCCGUGCUCAAGGUCGGCGAAAUCAUGGAACCGAGAGCAGCCUUUUCGAAGUCGUGUAAAAAGCACAAGGCGCGGAACUCACAUCGAAAGCGUGAUGCGUGUUUCUCUGUAAAGAUUCUAAAUAUAGUCGCAGAGGCCGGCCAGCAAGAGGAGAAAGCGAAAGGGCAGCACAUCGGGCCCGGGGAACAACGCGCCGCCAGCGCCCAGCAAAAAGAGAUCACCGGGUCCGAAUUUUUCACUGGCGUCACAGGUGAGCCUCAUGGCAUCCGACUCGUUAGAUACUUAGAAAUCUGGAACGGACCGCAGCCGAAGCGUCCUUUAUCGAAAGGCUGUGUCUCCGACGUGAUGGUUGUGGGUGAACCGUCGCUGAUGGGAGGGGACUUUGGCGAAGAGGACGAACGGGUAAUCACGAGGUUGGAGAACACGCAGUACGACGCGACGAACAGCUUGGACCCGCACAGUCACGACACGCCCGGUGGACCACCUCCGCAUCCGCAUCAAUUCCACUCGGAACCGACCCCGGGUAACUCCUGGCCUCCGGACCGCGGUCCUGGACCGCCACAGGGAGGACCCGGCAGUCAGAAUCCUAACCUCCCCGGCGCCUACUUGGCCUCGUCUGGCUGUUCGGCCAGCAGGCUGUCGCACGUCGGCGUACAUCCGCUGGCCUGUCAUCAGGCUGGCCUGUCCGGUCAUCACACGGAGCAGCAGGUGCAGCUGGGCCACGCAGCGGCAGCGGCCGCCGCCGCAGCCUCCAUGGGGAUGGAAUCCUCGGAGCUGGUCGCGGUCGCUCACUACCAGGCGCAACAGCUUCAGCGACAAUUGUUGGCCGAGCAGUCCGCCACCGGCAGCGGGAUGUUGCCGCCAACUGCUGGUCAGCCCACCGGUAGUGGAGGUUUGUCGACGCAGUCGCUGCAGCAGCCGCAACAAGCUCAGUCGCAAGGCCAAGACCCGCUGCAAAGCCUGAUGCAGCAGCUCAUCUGUUUGCAACAGAUCGAGUACUUUUUCGCUCAGCGUGGUCACAAGUGA
This is a messenger RNA of Heterotrigona itama, 2193 nucleotides long. The record is from the annotation of a GenBank genome assembly. NCBI's taxonomy places the organism in Eukaryota, Metazoa, Arthropoda, Insecta, Hymenoptera, Apidae.